AUGUGGAAUCAAUUAAAUGAUGGAGAAAACACAGACGAUUAUAAUGGUGAGUCAAGGAAUGGAUUUUUUCAACGUCUAAAAAAAUAUAAGUUAUUUUUUUAUUUGUUUAUUGGCUUUUUAUUAACUUUGUUAAUUAUAUACGCCCUUUAUGAAUACUACUUUAAUAAAAAUGGUGAUUUUACAUUAAAUUGUAAUGAUUUAAAUGAAAGAUGUCUAAACUAUAAAUUCCCAAGUUUUAAGCCUGAAAGAUUGCAUAUUGUCGAUGUGAAUACAGAAAAUAAUAAUUAUAUAUUAAGAAGUAGCAUUCCAUUAUUUAAUGGAAUAUAUUCGGAGGAAAAAUUAUUAAGCUAUAUAAAAAAAUUAUUUGAAGAAAAUAAUUUAACCUACAGUGAUGAUUUAUCAUUACACAUAAUAUCAUUCUUGAGAAACGACUUAAAGGAGGGUUGUUCUUAUACUGCUGAACACUGCUAUAACAAGAAAAAUAAUAUCUUCCAUCAUAUUAUAUUAGGACAUCAAGAAAAUCCUUAUGAUAUAAAUGAAGAUGAAUUAAAUGAUAAACUAAACAGCAUGAGCUGGAACACGGAUAAUUUAAUAAACCGAAUUAAAGAUUUAAAAAAAAAAUUUAAUACCAUGAAGAAUACCAUAUUUUUUAUUCAUUGUAGAAGAGGAAGAGACAGAACUGGUGAAUUUGUAAGUGCAUAUAAAAUGAUAGAACAAAAUAAAGAUUUUAAUUCUAUAGUUGAAGAAAAUGAAGAAAUUGGAAAAGUAAAACCACAAUAUCUAAACAUGCAAAAAUGGUUAUGUUUAUAUUUAGAGAGAAUAUUGAAGAAUCCUAAUGUUAAAUGUUUUAAUUUUUUAUAA
Plasmodium gaboni is the source of this 861-nucleotide messenger RNA. Its product is annotated as putative protein phosphatase. Gene Ontology annotation, biological process: dephosphorylation. Lineage: Eukaryota; Apicomplexa; Aconoidasida; Haemosporida; Plasmodiidae. The transcript has 7 exons. Gene Ontology annotation, molecular function: phosphatase activity. The coding region runs from base 1 to 861 and encodes 286 amino acids. The record is from RefSeq and is a predicted model, not a curated record.